Acomys russatus (golden spiny mouse) is the source of this 3019-nucleotide messenger RNA. RefSeq names its product ATPase H+ transporting V0 subunit a1 (gene Atp6v0a1). Gene Ontology annotation, biological process: proton transmembrane transport; vacuolar acidification. The transcript has 23 exons. Bases 185 to 2797 code for a protein of 870 amino acids. The record is from RefSeq and is a predicted model, not a curated record. Gene Ontology annotation, molecular function: ATPase binding; proton-transporting ATPase activity, rotational mechanism. Lineage: Eukaryota; Metazoa; Chordata; Mammalia; Rodentia; Muridae. Gene Ontology annotation, cellular component: vacuolar proton-transporting V-type ATPase, V0 domain; plasma membrane; vacuolar proton-transporting V-type ATPase complex.
GAUGAAGUCAUCUUGGGGGCGGGACUCGCCGGUGGCGUGGGGGCGGAGCCUUGCUUGCGUACGCUGGUCGGAACUCUGCUCCUGCCAGAGCUGGGGGCUUUGCUGCGGCGGCUGCGGUCGCAGCGGCGGUGCGGGCGAGAGAUUGGAGUGAACCGCGUAUCAUUAGCGACAACUCUCCGCCACCAUGGGGGAGCUUUUCCGGAGCGAGGAGAUGACCCUGGCCCAGCUGUUUCUACAGUCAGAGGCUGCUUAUUGUUGCGUCAGUGAAUUAGGGGAACUUGGAAAGGUCCAGUUUCGUGAUCUGAAUCCAGAUGUGAAUGUUUUCCAGAGGAAAUUCGUGAAUGAAGUGAGAAGAUGUGAAGAAAUGGACCGAAAGCUUCGAUUUGUUGAGAAAGAGAUAAGGAAAGCUAACAUCCCAAUUAUGGACACUGGUGAAAACCCAGAGGUGCCCUUCCCCCGGGACAUGAUCGACUUAGAGGCCAAUUUCGAGAAGAUUGAAAAUGAACUGAAGGAAAUCAACACAAACCAGGAAGCCCUGAAGAGAAACUUCCUGGAACUGACUGAAUUAAAAUUUAUACUUCGCAAAACUCAGCAGUUUUUUGAUGAGGCUGAAUUGCAUCAUCAGCAGAUGGCGGAUCCAGACCUGUUGGAAGAGUCCUCGUCCCUCCUGGAGCCUAAUGAGAUGGGAAGAGGCGCGCCUUUACGACUUGGCUUUGUGGCCGGCGUGAUUAACCGGGAGCGGAUCCCUACCUUUGAGCGCAUGCUCUGGCGAGUGUGCAGAGGGAACGUGUUCCUGAGACAGGCUGAAAUUGAGAACCCACUGGAGGACCCUGUGACUGGAGACUACGUGCACAAGUCUGUGUUCAUUAUUUUUUUCCAAGGUGAUCAACUGAAAAACAGGGUCAAGAAAAUCUGUGAAGGGUUCCGAGCCUCCCUCUAUCCCUGUCCGGAGACUCCACAGGAGAGGAAAGAGAUGGCUUCUGGAGUCAAUACCAGGAUCGAUGAUCUGCAAAUGGUUCUGAAUCAAACGGAGGACCACCGCCAGAGGGUUCUGCAGGCAGCUGCUAAGAACAUCCGGGUGUGGUUCAUCAAGGUGCGGAAGAUGAAGGCAAUCUACCAUACCCUGAACCUGUGCAACAUCGACGUCACUCAGAAGUGUCUGAUUGCAGAAGUCUGGUGCCCUGUCACUGACCUGGACUCCAUCCAGUUUGCACUUCGAAGAGGCACGGAACACAGCGGUUCCACUGUCCCCUCCAUUCUGAACAGGAUGCAGACAAACCAGACUCCCCCGACAUAUAACAAAACCAACAAGUUCACACAUGGCUUCCAGAACAUAGUGGAUGCCUAUGGGAUCGGAACCUACCGAGAGAUAAACCCAGCUCCGUACACCAUCAUCACGUUCCCUUUUCUGUUUGCCGUAAUGUUUGGAGAUUUUGGGCACGGCAUUUUGAUGACCCUUUUUGCUGUGUGGAUGGUGUUGAGGGAGAGCCGGAUCCUCUCCCAGAAGAACGAGAAUGAGAUGUUUAGCACUGUGUUCAGUGGGCGAUACAUUAUACUUCUGAUGGGACUGUUCUCCAUCUACACUGGACUCAUCUACAAUGACUGCUUUUCCAAGUCUCUCAAUAUCUUUGGCUCAUCAUGGAGUGUACGGCCGAUGUUCACUAUAGGGAACUGGACGGAGGAGACGCUUCUGGGGAGCUCUGUUCUCCAGCUGAACCCAGCUAUCCCUGGAGUUUUUGGGGGCCCGUACCCAUUUGGCAUUGAUCCGAUUUGGAACAUUGCAACCAACAAGCUGACCUUCCUCAACUCCUUCAAGAUGAAGAUGUCUGUUAUCCUUGGGAUCAUCCACAUGCUGUUUGGAGUCAGCCUGAGCCUUUUCAACCACAUCUAUUUCAAGAAGCCUUUGAACAUUUACUUUGGCUUUAUUCCUGAGAUAAUCUUCCUGUCCUCUUUGUUUGGCUACCUGGUCAUUCUUAUCUUUUACAAGUGGACAGCCUACAACGCCCACUCCUCUAAGGAUGCGCCAAGCCUCCUGAUCCAUUUCAUCAACAUGUUCCUCUUCUCCUACCCAGAGUCUGGUAAUGCAAUGCUGUACUCUGGACAGAAAGGCAUCCAGUGCUUCCUCAUAGUAGUCGCGAUGCUCUGUGUCCCUUGGAUGCUGCUGUUUAAGCCACUGAUCCUCCGCCAUCAGUAUCUGAGGAAGAAGCAUUUGGAAGGGCAACCCGUGGAGGCCCCAGUCAGCCCAACCCCGAGCCAGCAGGGACUAGAGGCAGCGUCGGCUGCAACAGGAACUCUCAACUUUGGUGGGAUCAGGGUGGGCAACGGACCGACAGAGGAGGAUGCUGAGAUUAUUCAGCAUGACCAGCUCUCCACCCAUUCAGAGGACGCAGAAGAGCCUACCGAGGACGAAGUGUUUGACUUUGCCGAUACCAUGGUCCACCAGGCCAUCCACACCAUUGAGUACUGCCUGGGCUGCAUCUCCAACACCGCGUCCUACCUGCGGCUCUGGGCCCUCAGCCUGGCUCAUGCACAGCUCUCAGAAGUCCUUUGGACCAUGGUGAUCCACAUCGGCCUGCACGUCCGGAGUCUGGCCGGAGGGUUUGCGCUGUUUUUCAUCUUCACCGCCUUUGCCACGCUGACUGUGGCCAUCUUGCUGAUCAUGGAGGGCCUCUCAGCCUUCCUCCAUGCCCUGCGGUUACACUGGGUGGAAUUCCAGAAUAAAUUCUACGCCGGGGCCGGUUUCAAGUUCCUCCCCUUCUCCUUCGAGCAUAUUCGAGAGGGGAAGUUUGAGGAGUGAGUCCUCAGCAGGGCGCAUGCCCAGAGCAGCUUCCCUGCUUGCCUCCAUGGUGAUUCCCAGUGCCCCUCCUGCCUGUUGGUUGUGGUCCCUAGAUACCAGGGCGUUUGUGUCACCCCUGCCACCCCUGCUCCAGCUGUGAGUCAUUUAGGUAAUGCUGGCCUUCCCUGGGUCUGUCCACCCCAAGCCUCGUCCACAUACAGACUUCCUAGUUAGAGUUGCAUG